This is a messenger RNA of Zea mays, 1233 nucleotides long. RefSeq lists its product as uncharacterized. The coding region runs from base 17 to 1099 and encodes 360 amino acids. Lineage: Eukaryota; Viridiplantae; Streptophyta; Magnoliopsida; Poales; Poaceae. The record is from RefSeq and is marked validated. The transcript has 4 exons.
CGCGUGACGGUCGGAGAUGUCCCGGAAGAGGCAGCCGCAGGCGAGCGCCGGCCCGCGGCGCGCCGGCGGUGGUGGAGGGGGUGAGCCUAGUGGGAGCACAUCGUGCUUCUCCCUGCCCCAGCGCCCCGCCGAGCCGAAGCGGCAGAGGAUCGCCCUUCGCGAUGUCAACACGGAGGUGAUGCAGAACACCAUUGCGCUCGAGCCCCUCGCCAGGAGAGUGGAAGAAUUUGACAAGGGCAAUUGGACCGAAGAAAAUACACAGAUACUAUGUGAUCUUGUUGUUGAACAGAUUAGGGAAGGAAACUAUCUUCAUGGCCACAUGAAAAAUACAGCUUACAAGGUCAUGGCUCAAAAGUAUUAUGAAUGCACUAACCUUUUCCAUGCACCAAAGCAACUUGAAAAUAGAUACAACCAGUGCGAGGCUAUGUACCAGUGGAUCAAUUGGGCCGAUGGUGAACCUGGAUUAUGUCGGGGAGACAAUGGAAGCAUAAUAGCAGAUGAUGGUUGGUGGGAAAACUAUACACAGGGAAAGUACUCUGAGUGUAAAAAAUUCAAAUAUGGCAUGCCUUCUUACAUUGACCAACUAGCAGAGAUGUUCGGUGUAACAACAGUUGAUGUUUGGACUUCAUAUGUUGCUGGAGAAAGUGAGGAACCAACAUAUGGUAAUUUGGACAUGGGUGAGGAGGAGGAUGAAGUAGAUAUUAGGAGUCCAUUGAGCAGCAGUAGUAAGAAGAGGACUGGCAGCAAUACUGAUACAGCCAGUAGUCCUCCUAGGAAGCAUAAAAGUCCAAUGAUUGAAUGCGAAGCUUUGAUAGACACCCUACAAUCUUUAAACUCCAAAGACUUGGAUGUGGCCAAACAGAUACAAGAAGACCACAUAGCUAAAAAUAAGAAGUUAGAACAGGAAAAAGAGAAUAAGGAGAUAGAUAAAUGUUUCGAACUGGCCAAAGAAUGUGGAGCAACUGAGGAGACAGAGGAGUUCUAUGUAGCCACUAGGAUCUUUGCAGAAAGAUACUACCGUUAUGUCUUCAUCAAAAUGACUACAGAUGCAGGGAGAAUGGCUUGGUUGAAGAAGUGGUGCAGGGAUUGGACUGGUUGAAGCAUGUUUCAGUUAUAUUUUAUUUGUGUUGAGCAUCAUUUGUCAUGUUGUGAACCAUUUGUGUUAAGAACCUUUAUUCCUAUCAUCAUGCUGUGAACAAUCUUUAAGAUAGUUUAUGGGCUUGGGCUUGUGAA